This is a messenger RNA of Protobothrops mucrosquamatus (brown spotted pit viper), 1248 nucleotides long. It is a transcript of the gene ASS1, whose product is annotated as argininosuccinate synthase 1. Gene Ontology annotation, biological process: urea cycle; L-arginine biosynthetic process. Gene Ontology annotation, molecular function: argininosuccinate synthase activity; ATP binding. The transcript has 14 exons. Bases 1 to 1248 code for a protein of 415 amino acids. The record is from RefSeq and is a predicted model, not a curated record. Lineage: Eukaryota; Metazoa; Chordata; Lepidosauria; Squamata; Viperidae. Gene Ontology annotation, cellular component: cytoplasm.
AUGUCUCAGUCCAAAGGCCUUGUGAUCCUGGCCUACAGUGGUGGUUUGGAUACGUCCUGCAUCCUGGUUUGGCUAAAAGAACAAGGUUAUGAUGUCAUCGCUUACAUGGCCAACAUUGGACAAGAUGAAAACUUUGAAAAGGCGAGAACCAAAGCUCUCUCUUUGGGUGCCAAAAAGGUUUACAUUGAAGACCUCAGCAGGGAAUUUGUAGAAGAGUUUAUCUGGCCAGCUGUCCAAGCUGGAGCUCUCUAUGAAGACCGGUAUCUCCUUGGCACGUCUUUGGCCCGGCCAUGUAUUGCCCGCAAGCAGAUGGAGGUCGCCUUGAGGGAGGGGGCCCAGUUCGUUUCUCAUGGAGCCACAGGCAAGGGCAACGAUCAGAUUCGGUUUGAGCUCACCUACUACGCUCUCUCUCCUCGGAUCAAGAUCAUUGCGCCGUGGAGAAUGCCCGAAUUUUAUACCCGCUUCCGAGGACGCAGCGACCUCAUGCAAUAUGCUAAGGAUCACGGAAUCCCAGUUCCUAGCACACCGUCUAAUCCUUGGAGUAUGGACGAAAACCUUAUGCAUAUCAGCUACGAAGGUGGCAUUUUGGAGAACCCCAAGAACCACCCUCCUCCUGCCAUCUACAAAAAGACCGGAGACCCUGCCACAGCUCCAGAUUUUCCAGAUGUUUUAGAGAUUGAAUUCCAGAAAGGUGUCCCUGUGAAAGUCACAAAUACGAAGGAUGGGGCCGUUUACCAAACCUCCCUGGAACUCUUCACUUACCUGAAUGAAAUUGCGGGCAAGCACGGUGUUGGGCGCAUUGAUAUUGUGGAGAAUCGGUUUAUUGGGAUGAAAUCAAGGGGUAUCUACGAGACUCCGGCGGGAACGAUCCUCCACUAUGCUCAUUUGGACCUUGAGGCCCUCACCAUGGACCGCGAAGUGCGCAACAUCAAGCGAGGGCUGGCCACGAAGUUUGCCGAGUUGGUGUACAACGGCUUCUGGUUCAGCCCCGAAGGCGAAUUCAUCCGUCGUUGCAUCAGCCAUUCCCAAGACCUGGUGGACGGAAAAGUCCAGAUCUCUGUCUUGAAGGGUAACGUCUACAUUUUGGGAAGGGAAUCGCCCCAAUCCUUGUACAAUGAAGAGCUUGUCAGCAUGGAUGUUCAAGGGAGUUACGAACCCUCGGAUGCUACUGGAUUCAUCAACAUCAAUUCCCUUAGGCUGAAAGAAUAUCAUCGGCUCUGCGACAAGGUCAGACCGGCUCAGAAUUAA